Molecule: messenger RNA, 2380 nt
Organism: Mya arenaria
Lineage: Eukaryota; Metazoa; Mollusca; Bivalvia; Myida; Myidae
Product: BRCA1-associated ATM activator 1-like
Exons: 11
Coding region: 33-2366 (777 amino acids)
Biological process (GO): positive regulation of protein phosphorylation; cell population proliferation; DNA damage response
Cellular component (GO): nucleus
Source: RefSeq, a predicted model, not a curated record
UACUGUUAACAUCGUGGACGAAAAAUUUAGCGAUGUCAGCAUCAGAUAUUUCCACCAAAACUCGAAUUUUGUUUUCGUUCUUUCAAAAGAAUCAUUUGGUCCAUGAUGACACAGUCUUACAUAGUCUAAUUGACUCACUAGCAAAAACCGUGCAUUCAGAGGAGCAGCUUGAAACAGCUGGUGUUUGCAACUUUCUAAGGGCUGUUUCCAUGACAGUUGAUGAAUAUGAUAGCCAAAUAGUAACUUUUGCCCUAAAUAUUGCAACAUGGAUUGUACAAGGAGGAGGGAGGUUUCACAACUUACAGACUACUGUUGUUCAACUGAUUGCUGCUACUUGGGAAAUUCAUUCAACCUUUGAAAACAAGACAGUCAUUGAGGCCUUGUUCAAGUGUCUAAAAGAAAUGACUGAAUAUAGAUAUUGUUUUCAAAUGUUGAUAACAAACACAACAGAUAUUGUCACACAAUCACUUGAGACUGCUGUAUCAGGCCUGUUUCUAACAAGAGCCAAAUCAGAUUUCAUUGCUGCAGUGAUCAAAAAUGCUUUUAAAUUUGAUGACCUUGGACAGCAACUGGGGACCAAUAUAUUGCAAACGUUGAUGAGGGGUUUGAAUGAGUUCACCAUCAAUUCUGCUCAGUCUGUGUCCGAUAAAUCUGAAAAUGGGCAGUUCAGGUUCACAGUGGACGUCCUUAGAAAGUGUUGCACACAGUCGGACAGAGUACUGAAAUAUGUUGUGUCUCAUCAAACAUGUUUAGAUGAUAUACAAGGCCUUGCCCUUUGUCUAGAUGGCUCAGAUUUUCAAAUCAUUGUAGACUUCCUCUUUGUUCUACGCACACAAGGAAAUGACACAAAAAGCAAUUUGAUAUUGCGAGACCUUCUAACAACCUUUUGCCAGAGAGCUGAGUUUUACAAGGCCCAGAAAAUGUCAGAAGUAAGUAUGAAAGGCCUGAAUGAUGAUAUUCGAGAUCUUGGAAUAUCUGCACUUACCCAACCUCUGGAGUUUGGUUUGUUUGUUCAGACCCAGGUGGACAAAUUUUCAAGAAAUCUACUGUAUCCAAGAGACCAACUACAUUUGUUUAUGAGGACUUCAAAGGCAGCUAGCUACAUGGCUAAAAGCAUUGUUUUAUUGACCGACAAUGAUGUGCAAUGUGUUGAAAGUGUUUCAGCGUUACUUUCGACAUCAGGGGAUGGAGUAUGGCCUGCUUUGCACAUUUCUGUCAGAAAUAAACUUCAAUGUGCUUGUUUAAAAUAUUUAUGUUCUGUUGAUGUAAAAUAUUACCUGCCAAAAUUAGGUCCAGCUGUUUUAGGGAUUAUGAAACAGAGUGACAUUGAUUUUGUUUUAUACAAAAACUGUACCAGCUGUCUUAUACGCUGGUUUCCUGACAUGUUGGACAACAGUGAAACUGUCUCAGUGACCAACGAGCUUGGACUUGUUAUUCAACUUCAUUUGUCGGCCUUGCAAUGGGAGAUUCGAGACACUGCUUUAGAAUUUGUCACCGAAAUGGUUAAUAUGUAUAAUGGAAACAUGUUGGUGCUUGAGUGGAUAUUGACCUACAACAUCGAAUGUCAUGUAUGGACAAGUGUGGAUGACGGCGAAAGCUAUGUCAGAGGGUCUGCUAUAACAGCCUUGCACAGUCUGUUGCAUUGCAAAGAGCUACAGGGUUCUCUGAAAUCAAUGCGCGGUGUAACCAUUAAUUCAGCUGUGGAAAAGGUGAUUCAAGUUCUUGAAGAGGACACUGAAGGCUUUGCAAGACGGGCUGCAGCAACAUUUCUUCAGAAACAACUUCAAGCAAAUGAAAUGGAUUUGACAAUGAUUCAUAAUCUCACAGUUCCCCUGAUGAAAGCAGUAAAUGAUUUCGAUUGGGAGGUGAAGUCCACUGCCUUAGAUUGUAUAGAAAUGCUACUUAAUCGAGAAUUCCUAAGUAUUAGUAGCCAAUAUUUUUCGAGUGCAAUCCAAGAAUCUGUGAAUGUUUUGGAAAUGUCUCAUUCAAUUACUGAGCAAUCAGAGGGUUCUGCUGAGGCCAGAUUACGAGGACUUGAACAGCUUAAUGAUUGUGGUGUUAUCCAUAGUCUGGUAUUGUGUCUUAAUGACUACGAUCAGCAGAUUCGUGAAAAGGGACUGGCAAUUUUUAAAGUACUCCAACACGCAGUGAAAAGGGAUUCUAUGGAAAAAUAUGUUUUAAGAGAUGGAUGUGUAUUGAAUAAAGACAAAUUUGUCUCAAUAGUGGACACGAUAUUGGCUGUUCGAACUGAUCAGUUUGAAACUUAUGAAGACGAGAAUAGCAAGCUUUUAAGCGUAGUUGAUGAUAUUGUGUCAACAUUUAAUAACACUGAUAUUGACGAAGAAAACAUUAUUGAUUGCUAUUAAACAUGAACAAUACA